Oncorhynchus gorbuscha (pink salmon) is the source of this 8755-nucleotide messenger RNA. Its product is annotated as gastrula zinc finger protein XlCGF26.1-like. Lineage: Eukaryota; Metazoa; Chordata; Actinopteri; Salmoniformes; Salmonidae. Gene Ontology annotation, molecular function: DNA-binding transcription factor activity; RNA polymerase II cis-regulatory region sequence-specific DNA binding. The record is from RefSeq and is a predicted model, not a curated record. The transcript is spliced from 3 exons. Bases 4722 to 5945 code for a protein of 407 amino acids. Gene Ontology annotation, biological process: regulation of transcription by RNA polymerase II.
UACAGAGUCUGAGGAUGAGGUUGGGGGUUGUUUUGGAAUUUCAAAAGAGCUGCAUUAGCUCUACUGUGGUACAAAACCACAAUCUUGAUAUUCAGAAAGUUUUCAAAUUUGAGUAUGUCAGAGAAAGCCACAGCAUCCUGUAUACCGUUGUAACGCCGCUAGAUCAGUACAUCCCGUGUUGAGUAAAUGGGACAGACCUUUUGCAAAGCAUAGCUUAUUACCGGGAUUGUGAACGUUUGAGGUAGACCCUUUUAUUGCUUAGGAUUUCUGACUGCAUUAUGCUAUCUAGCUUCCUUCUCUGCCCACCACCACCCUGGGGUUGACGUAUUAUUUGCACUACAAGCUCGAGGGUCCUAUCGGCUAUGACGGAUACAUUUGACUGAACAAGUCGUUCUAGCAGGGCCAUAAAUUGUUCAAGAUCUGCUUCGCCAUUGGUCAAAAUAAGAGAUACCGUGUUAUACAGGCAAUCUCCACAAAUUUCCAACUGUAAGACAUCACGUGGUUCGCCAUAAUCUCUAGCCCUUUCUAACAGUUCAUUCAGAGUGUCCAAUAUCAUUACGUAAAACACAGCGUAGUCAAGAUUCUGAUUCACCCAUGCGAAAUUGAAAAACUGUCGAAUCUCUGUAUUGUUUAAUUGAUUUCGGUACCCAACACGAACACUUCUAUCCAUACCGUUUCCAUCCUGAUUUAUUAGACAAUUUUCCAAUUCCUCAAAAACAUCGUAUUGCGUUUCAGACUCUUCGGACAUGGGUGUUAAUGUCUGGUUUUGAGGGGUGUGUGUUGCAGAAUUAGAUCUCAGGCUCUCUUCAUCUGGGUAAUUAGCGAUAUGGGGGCUUCGGGAAUCUGUGAUAACAGGUUUUCGUCGGACGGCGCUGACUCAUUCAUACGAUUAAUAAUUUCUAUGAGUUCGGCUGGAAUCUGUGAUAAUAUGCUUUCAUCUAUUGGUAUUAUGUCUGUUUACCCCCGCCUCUUUCAUAUGGUUAAUUAUAGCUUGGAAUUCUGGCGGUAUCUGGGAUAAGAGGUUUUCAACUGUCUCGCCUAGGUCUGUUGGGUCAGCCAUAUGGAUAAUUAAUGAUGUGUGUUCUUGGGUUAUUCUGGGAGGAUCCGUGUAACAUAUAUGCUUUUAACGCCUGUAUUUGCGUUUUUUAAUCGGAUUGCUGUUUAACAUACGUGGAAUUGCUCUAUGCCAGAAGGAUAUAUCCUGACGGUAUUGGCGCUCUAGUAAAACACCCAGGCGUCUGUGUAGCAAAACCUUUCGGGAUUUUAGAGCCCUGGAAAAGGCUGUGAAAAACCUAGCUUGUUCUAUUUCAGAUCCGUCUGUUGUCACCACAGAAUUGGCAGAAUCAAGAAGGUUGGCCGCAUCCCAUAAUAACCGGUCGUCUGCCUCGGAAAUGUCAUUUAUAAGGUUUAAAUCCUCCGUUUUGGUUGUUUCAUUGGGAAUGUUCGGUGAGCCGGGAUCCUCCUCGCGCUUAAGAUGUGUGAGGUAUUCGGUGCCAUUAUACGCCGGGGAGGAGUCUGAAAGAAGAUAAUACAUACAAAAUAGGUUAUUAAACAUAAAAAUAUGUCAGGUAAAAAUGUCAAACACAUUUCAGGUGUAAUACUAUAUAUUAACAAUACAUAAUUACAUUACCUCUGUUCUGACCGAAUCGCGUAAACCGGGGGGGGGGCUUGACUUUUGUCACCAAGAAUUCCCGAUUCUGCCAGGCCUGUCUCGUUGGAGCCUGACAAAACAUUAUUUGUCCUUGUUUUAACAUAUUCAAGGCUAAAAAUGUAUAAAUAAUAAUUAUAAUUAUAUAUAUAUAUAUAUAUAUAAUGGUUUCAUACCGUGUCCAUGGAGCGCCGUCUCGUAAAUUCCCUGUCCUGUCGUACUUUUCCGGAGGGGUUGAUUCUGAGCAAUGUAUUUGCGCCCGAGUUGUGCGUUGUUUGCUUGGGUUAGGAAUAUGGAGCGAGCUGGUGGAGGUUCCCAGGGGAGUUGACCGGACGUUUAAAUCCUCUGUUCUCGGUGUGUUUGAAAAAACGUUCGUACAGAACGGGAGAAUUGCAUCUGUGUCAUCGGAUCUGUCAUCUGCUCUUCCGAAGCCGUUCAGGGUCCACAUGGACCCCGUUAUUCUUCUUGGCUGUAUGUCAGCUGUAAACACAAAAAAUAGCUUUUAAUAUAGGGUGCACACGUUUUUGUUUUGAAUGUAUAAAUAUUCUUGUGUAUGUGAUUAUUGGAUUUACGUCUACAAUAAUGUGACGGGGUUUGGCUGCAUGCGAUUUGCUCCUGAGAAUCGCCGUCUAACGCUGUCUGUUCCAGAUCAUUUAUCCCUCUGAGCAGCUGCGUAAAUCUUGGAGACCCUACAAACUUUAGAUAAUAUUAACAUUUUAUACGAUAAGAAUACGUGCAUUGACCCACGUUUAAAACACAUAUAACUCCAUGUUUAAUAUUACAAUAACAUCCUUAAUGUUCAAACAAUUCCACGCAUCCAAAUCUAAUAUAUAUAUUUUCAUUAACUCACCUUCAGAAAGCUCCAUUAGGACGGAUUCACAGAUGAUCCUUUUAAAUGUUCAGUCCGAUAACUAUUCGGGGUUGCUGGCCUGUGGGUUUGUAGCUGCGCUAAAGCGGUGCUAACAUAGUGGAUCGGACACUCGCUCCUCCGUCUUGGCUCAAAAGGAGAGAUACUACGGAAUGCAUUUACAGGGCAUGGGGGGUGACGUUUUUUCGGGCGAUAUCCUGUUUGCAACACCCUGUAUAUUUUGGUUUAGAUUACAAAGGUAGUGAUUUCAAACAACAGGAGGGGUGUCGAGACAGUAAGACGUGGCCCUUUUGAUUUCCUACAUCCUCAGGGUUAGCACCUUGGAGGGUGUCCGAUGUAAAUGUAUAGACCGGAGUGGGGGCACGGUUAGUAUAUGCGCUGAUUAGAAAUAUCAAUGUUUAUCCCUGGGGGUCGGUCUAGACAUGGUGUAUUCUUUCUGGGGGCUGGUUGACUUUUUAGCCUUCACAUCCUCUGGAGGGUGAGAUAAAUUAGGAUUUGAAAGGCAUAUGUGUUAAUGAAUCGAAAAUCACCAUUUUAAGAGACGCCGUCACACUUUUUGAUGGGGGAUAGGCAGGUAUCUGUACAUACCGUUUGCAUGAUAGUGAAACCUUGGUUUCAAACGACCCCUGCAGAGAGAGAGAGCCUUGAGUGCAGAUGCCUGGGCAUUGUUGAACACACCCCCUACCUUUUGUUUUUGAAACACACACACGCACACCAGCACACGCACGCACACACACACACGGCUUUUCCGUAAGUCUUUUUUCUUAGCUACAGACCGGGGUGGGAGAGUUAAGGAGAGCUUCCCAUUCAUUAAGGGGUGAGAUACCAUUUUAAAACCAUUUUAUUUCAUUCAAAUAUUAAGUACAUACAGUUUAAAACCUCUACGGGAUUGCUGUCCCUAAACCGGGAUGCUUGUUGUUAACGUGACUAGAAUGACUCUGUAUACAGCAGCCAACUUUCCGGGACAGACAUGUCUUUAUAUGGUCUUUAUUUAUAUUCUUGUUCAUUCUUGUUAGCAUAGUAGCAGUUUGAACCUCUGACGUAUACUCUAAGGGAAGUCUAAGCUGAGACAAAGACAGCAUCUUUAAUCAUGUGGUUAAAUCGCAACAGCCAUUGUCUACAUUGUGGGAGGCAACCCGUUAGUUCAAACCCUAAAUAAACAUUCCUGUUUCUAACUUCUAAUGACUACAGAAAAGUCCAAAUUCAACCCUUCCUUAUAAGAUAACAUUGAAUAUAUAUAGGCAGGGUAGCCUAGUGGUUAGAGCGUUGGACUAGUAACCGGAAGGUUGCGAGUUGCGAGCUGACAAGGUACAAAUCUGUCGUUCUGCCCCUGAACAGGCAGUUAACCCACUGUUCCUAGGCCGUCAUUGAAAAUAAGAAUUUGUUCAAAACACACCAAAACUGACCAGGUGCAUACUGAUCAGUAAAGUAAAGAGAGGCUAACAUUCUAUAACACUCCCUUUCCUCUGCACAGAUCUCUCAAAGUGAGAAACAAUAGGACUACAAUAGAGUGUGUUACAACUUGUUGAUAAUUAAGUGAAGGAAUUAUUUUAAUCUUCACUAGUCAGAGAACAGAUGAGGUUUCUCACAUUUAUGUAUGUUGGUGUCUUUUUAAGUGGCCAUGUUGAGAGAAACUCUUCCAACAGAGCAGGAGUAAAGCUUCUCUCCUGUGUGUAUACAUACGUUGGUGUUAAGUUGCUCUGCUGAGAGAUAAUAUUCUUGCAGUCAGAACAGGAGUAGGCCUUCUCUCCAGUGUUGAAUUAUGAACUGUCAGAGCAGAGAUACAGAUUCUCUCCUGUGUGUAUUUUUAGCUUUGAUAGAAUUGGGAAAAUCUCCUCAAUGUAGGCAGUGGUGAGACCUCCUAGCUCUGAUCUUCCUGCUGUUGCUCUCUGGAUGUAGAUAAUGUCUCAAUAUGGUCUCCUGUGUGAACAACAUCAGAAGAACCAGUCAGUUGGUGUGAAACACCAGAAGCUUGUUAUUUUCAGGCUUUGACUUCCUCUCUGCCUUUUCCCUGAAAAACGGAUGCUUCCGGUGUUCGUUGACUCCGCUGAGGGUGCAGACCGACUCAGAUAAAGUCUGAAGCCGGUAACAUCAACAGUGAAGACAAACCCAGCCUGCCUCUCUCCUUCCACACUGAGUCCAAACCCACAGUCACUGGGUCCUGAUUGUGACAGUGGAGCCCAGUUUGCACUGCAGGAUCCAGAGAUGGCAUCAGUGAAGCUGGAAGACUGCAGUCAAACACUGGAGCUGAAUGUCAACAUUAAAGAUGAAGAAGAGGAGGAGAAGAUUGGGAAAUCUGUUAAUCAUGGAGACCAUGUUGAGACAUUCUCUACAUCCAGAGAGCAUCAGCAGGAAGAUCACAGAGCAAAGAUGUCUCACCACUGCACACAUUGUGAGGAGAUUUUCCCAUUUCUAUCAAAGCUAAAAAUACACCUAAAAACACACACAGGAGAGAAGCCUUACUCCUGCUCUGAAUGUGGGGCGAGUUUCUCUCAUCGGUACACCUUAAAGCGACAUGAACGUAUACACACAAAAGAGAAGCCUUACUCCUGCUCUGACUGUGGAGCAAGUUUCUCUCAACUGGGCAACUUAAAAGACCAUGAACGUAUACACACAGGAGAGAAGCCUUACUCCUGCUCUGACUGUGGGGCAAUUUUCUCUCGACUGGGCACCUUAAAAAAACAUGAACGUAUACACACAGGAGAGAAGCCUUACUCCUGCUCUGACUGUGGGGCAAGUUUCUCUCGACUGGGCACCUUAAAAAACCAUGAACGUAUACACACAGGAGAGAAGCCUUACUCCUGCUCUUACUGUGGAAAGAGUUUCUCUCAACAGGGCCACCUAAAAAUACAUGAGCGUUUACACACAGGAGAAAAACUUUACUCUUGCUCUGACUGUGUAAAAUGCUUCAAAACGCCAACUGCGCUAAAAGUUCAUCAUGGAACACACAGAGCAGAGAAGCCUUUCUCCUGCUCUGACUGUGGAAAGAGUUUCUCUCAUCGGGAUAACUUAAAACAACAUGAACAUAUACACACAGGAAAGAAGCCUUACUGCUGCUCUUACUGUGGAAAGAGUUUCUCUCGACUGGGCACUUUAAAAAAACAUGAACGUAUACACACAGGAGAGAAGCCUUACUCCUGCUCUUACUGUGGAAAGAGUUUCUCUCGACCAUGCACCUUACAAUAUCAUGAACGUAUACACACGGGAGAGAAGCCUUACUCCUGCUCUUACUGUGGAAAGAGUUUCUCUCGACCAUGCACCUUACAAAAACAUGAACGUAUACACACAGGAGAGAAGCCUUUCUCCUGCUCUGGCUGUGGAAAGAAUUUCUCUCACCUGGGCACCUUAAAACAACAUGAACGCAUACACACAGGAGAGAAGCCUUCUGCCCUGACUGUGGAAAGAAUUUCUCUCACCUGGGCACCUUAAAACAACAUGAACAUAUACACAAAGGAGAGAAGCCUUACUCCUGCUCUGACUUUGAAAAGAGUUUCUCUCAGGAGUAAGAGAAGCCUGACUCCUUUUCUGACUGUGGGGCAAGUUUCUCUCGUCCGGACAAAGGAGAGAAGCCUUAUUUCCGCUCUCAAUGUGGCAAGAGUUUUUCCCAAUUGGGCAAUGUAAAAACACACCAACGGAUACACACUUCAGAGAAGCCUUAUCACUGCACUGACUGUGGGAAGAGGUUCUACAGAUUGGGUCAUUUAAAAAGACACAAAUGUAUACAUAAAGGACAGGCCUCAUCAGUUCUCUCAGACCAGCUAAGAUUAGACACUCCACUUAAUUCUCAUGUCAUUAAAUAAUUGGCAACGUUGAAUUUGAUCAAAUUCAAAUGAAGAAAGUGUAGAACACUAUUGUAAUCCUUUAGUUUCUCACUGUGAGAGAACAAUGCAGAGGAAAGGGAGCAUUAUAGAAUGUUAGUCUCUCUUUACUGAUCAGUGUGCACCUUGUCAGUUUUGGUGUGAGAGAGAAUAAAGUAGACGGCGCACGUCAAACAUUUUAUUUAUGACCCUAUGUCCGGAUGACGUGUACAUGCCCAUAUUUGGGCAUCCGGUAAGGACAUCCUGGCGGGAAGUGAUCACGUGGUUAUGCCCAUAUAUGUUCAUCCUGUUCUCACGCCUUGGAGUGAGUGCGACAAUAUGUAUAUAAUUCCUUUGAAGUUGUCAUGAUGAUUGAUGUCUAGUGACCUCUUUGAACUGCGGGGGGUGACCAUUUCAAAGAGUUUGACCCCCCCCCCCUGUUUUAUUGACCUUAGGGUUGUUGUCUAUGAAACACGAAUGUCCUGGGGUAUUGGGGUUGGCAGACACCUUAUAAAUAAAGGCCAGAACAAGACAUGCGUCCUCAGAACACGAAACAAGAUUUUUUUAGAUCAGCAUGGAUUUUGUGAUCAGUGGCAAAGCUGUGAUGACUGUAACAACGGAAGCAGGACCUCGGUUGAAACAUCGAGAAAGGGCCAAGUAUCAAGCCACAAUAUACAAUGCGCCAAAAAAAACGGUUUCUAAGUGUGUAUAGAACCCAAAUACCGCCCGCAACUACGCUGAAAGAUCAAGUGCUGAUGUCUAAUGAACAUCAAUCGGGGUAUCUGUUUGAUUACCUGGCCUGUAGAGUGAACCUCUAUACGGUAGCCGAAGGAGAAUAAUAUACAGACCAGACUUUAGGAGUGGACUACGGGCUUGAAGACUGGACGGUUUUUCGCAAGGUUGUGUGUCCCGAACUGAGCCUUAUCACCAAGGGGUAUAUCUUGUUCAAGGUGCCCCUGACUCCUCAGGAAGAAUAAUUCACAGGGUGAAAAUACAAAGAAACAAUGGACUUCCAUGUGGCUACGUGGAGUUCUAUUUCGGCAACGAGGAAACCUGCAACCAAAACAUUUGUGAUGGUGGUGAUUUUAGGUUUGCGCAUGCUUAUUCCUUUUCAAAUUUGGGAUCUAAUGGAAUUGAAAAUGUUCCAGCUGUUGGAUGCUCUCUUUGUACAGGGCCAACAGCGGCAGAGCAUAGUUCAUGUAAAGAAGUGCAUAAUAUAUACGAAUCCUCAGGAUUAUGAUUCAAAGGAGCCCCAAGAAGGUACAUCCUCAGAAGGGACAGCCUCCGAAGAAAACUAAGUACGCGGUUUCGUUAACCACGCCCUGAUACCCAAAGGACUGGUUCAACAAUAAAAGGAGUGCCCUUAAAGCCUCCAGUUCUUCAUUUCAUCAUACACCAUGGAUAUUCAUACAACAUACCAGGACUCCGAUACGACAUGGGGGCCAGACCCUAAGGACUUUAUGCCUGGCGAGACCCACGGCACCCCCUACAUGUACACAGCCUGAGGACUUGUUUGAUGGGGUAGUCAGUACUAUUUUUGUGGACACCAUCAAAGCCUCUGUAGCCACACUUCUAGAUGUGGUGAUUGGAGAAUAUAUAAGAGAGAAAUGCAUCGGUUGUGAGAUCAAUCACCCCAGCAAGCGCCGUAUAUGACCCACCAAGAUACUACUUCUUCAACCAAUUUGAGGAGCUGGUGAAAAGACUGUGGUCCUGCAGGUUUAUACCAUCGCUGGUCAGAGCCCUGGAGUCUAUGGGUCUUGUGCCGUCUAUCCCCAGAGUUUACUUGGUAACCACGGCAUUCCUACAUGAACUGAAGGAGGCAAUCUACAUCCACGAUAAACUCAAAGAAAUCCGACACACCCUGUUGGACGACAAUAAAUACAGGGAAGUUGUGGUGGCUGAUGUGAUGACUUUCUGGCUCAAUAAACCCCAAGAGACUGAGUGACAUUUUGUUAUUUAGAUGUAAUGCAAUGGGCAACUAUGUGUAUACGAUGUUAGAGAUAAUAAAUAAAUGUCUUCUUUUGAGAGAACUUACAAAUGUUAUGCAUCAGAUUAUUGAAAAUAAAGUGAAUGAUGUAUCAUUCUACACAACCCACAAUGCCUGGGUUAAUGUAGAGCGUGUGCUGAAAAUGGAACAAAUCAUGAAUCAUGUUGUGGAUGAUUCUGAAGAACUAGAAACAACUUUGUCUAAGAUUUUACUUUAUUUGUUUGAAACACCAUUUAAUUGUAACGUGUAUCAUAUUUGUUGUUUAUAUGCUUAUAUAUCGGACAUGUGUGUUUUCAAAGUUCAGCGACACAAGUCUGUAAAUCAAAACCAAAUAUACAGGGUGUUGCAUGCUGUGAUCGUUGAGAAAACUGGGACACGUAUCCUGCAAAGAAUCCUGAAUUGUCUGUAUACGUAAUACUUGAUGCAUGAAUAAAAUAAAAAUUCUAUAAUGAAAA